Closterium sp. Yama58-4 is the source of this 2745-nucleotide messenger RNA. The record is from the annotation of a GenBank genome assembly. NCBI's taxonomy places the organism in Eukaryota, Viridiplantae, Streptophyta, Zygnematophyceae, Desmidiales, Closteriaceae.
AUGGCACAUGGCACAUGGCGCAAGACCGCUGUUAAGAGCAUGCUCUUGUCUCAGUCUUCUCGUUCCACGUCCGUUCAUCUCUCCCUCCUCCACUCCUCCUCCCCCCCCUUCUCUCUCCCUUCCCGGGAGCCCGUCCCCCCCUUUUCCUCCCCGCCGUCGCCCAGCGACGCGAUUUUGAGCGACCCAGGCUUUUUGUCGCGCGCGCUGCAGUCGCACGCGUGCGACGGGCCGCUGGUCGCGCAGCUGGCGGGCAACGACCCCGCGGAGAUGGUGCGCGCGGGCUGGGCGGUGCUGGCGCACAUGGCGCGCGCGGGGCGCGCGGGGCAAAUGGCGCAGGCUGGGCGGGUGGGGCGCACGGAGGAAGGCGCGCAGGAGGAGCGAGAGCGGGCGGGGGGAACACAGGAGGCGAAAGCGGCGAAGGCGAGUGGGGAAAACGGGAGGAUGGGGCGACGAGGGGAAUCGAACGAGACGGGAACUGAAGCUGGGGAAGCGGCAGAGGUAGAACGAAGGGAGGGAGGAGGAGGAGGAGGAGGAGGAGGAGGAGGAGGAGGAGGAGGAGGAGGAGGAGGAGGAGGAGGAGGAGGAGGAGGAGGAGGAGGAGGAGGAGCAGCGGGACGCGUAUGUGAAGGUGAAGGGGGUGAGAGGCUGGAUGAGUUGUGGGGGUUGGGGGAGGGGCGGGUACAGAGUGGGGAAGACGGAGCGGUCACGGAGGAGGAGGAGCAACAACGAUGCAGGCGUGGCGAUGCCUGCGAGCGGUACGGUGCAGCCAAGCGCUGUGGCAGUGAACGCAGGGAGGCCGAGGAGGGGGACGAAGCGGGAAACGAGAGAGAAGCGGGCGGCAGGGAGCAGUUGGAGAGUGGUGAGCGCAGCAGCCAUAUAAUGGCCAUUGUUCACCAUGCUCCUCCUAGAAGCGGGUGGGCCAGGGACCUGCCGCUGGUGUUUGCCAUGGUGCGAGCCAUGGCAUCGCUCCUGCCCAUCCCAAUCUUCUGCAAGAUCCGCCUCAUGCCCUCCCUGCCUCAGACCAUCGCCCUCUGUCGGGGCCUACAGGACGCCGGCUGCGCGCUCAUUGCACUGCACGCGCGCACGCCAGCUGGAACCGUGAAAAGGCGAGUGGGCCCUGCUGACCUGGCAGCCGUGCGAGCUGUCAAGCAGGCGCUGGCCAUCUCCGUGCUCAGCAACGGCAACAUCUCGUCACCUGCUGAUGUGGCAGCCAACCUGGCGUUCACUGGGGCAGACGGUGCCAUGUCAGCAGAGGGCUUGUUACACGACCCCAAGAUCUUCAGCGGGGGAAUCUCCUCUCAAGAGGAGCGCCUCUCAGUGGCUUUAGAGUACCUCUCCCUAUGCGAGCAGCUAGGCUCGGUGGAGUCAGGCUCGGUAACCUGGCCCGGCAUUCGUCUGCAUCUGGAGUACAUGCUCGGGCGGCGAGGGGCAGGUCGGUCGGUGUCCUUUGCUCACCAGGGUGCAUACCGCAGGGGUCUGCCUGAGUUCCUCACCACGCCUCUCCUCUCGCUCCCUGCCAAGCUGCGCAUGCUAGCAGAGCCGCUGCUGUGGAAGCGACUGCCGCCCGGGGCCAAUGCUGACGAGGAGAGUGUGCGGAGCUUUCUGGAGCGACAUGUGGGGCCGGAGCCCGUGGACUACAUAGUGGACCCCUUCUGUGCCGGCACCACAGGAUCCAACCCUGACGACCUCCUUAUGAAGCAUGCGUUCCACGAGGUGUGGGAGCUGGAGCAGCAGCACGGCUCUUUGCUGGUGGGAAUGGUCAAGACUCAGAUGGCCAAGGCCAAGGCCAGGAAGCAGCAGGCCAAGCAGCAGAGCAGCACGGCAGCAUCACCUGGAGCGUCCAAGGCCCUCGCUCCACGGCCCAAGGGCGUCUCAUUCUCCUUCCAAUCCGGCAUGCAGGAGCUGCCGCUCUCCCUCGCGGCUCAGAUCCCCGCCUCUGCUCUGCGCCUCUCCCACCGCGUGGACGCACUCUCCUGCGACCUGCACUCGCCCCCGCACCGCCCCUCCUGGUCCCUCGCUGUCACGCGCGUGGGGGACGGGGGCAGUGGCGGCAAGGGCAAGGGCGGGAAGAAGGAGGAAGGGUUGGAGAGAUUCGAUGCUGUUGUUGUCACGGCCCCUCUUUCCGCUCUCGCCAACAUGCCCUUCAAGCUGUCCGGGCAGCCGCAGAAACUUCCCAUCCAGCUGCCCGUGUACCAGUCCAUGGCCCUGCUGGUGAACGCGUUCCGCGAGGAGGAUGUUUCGUCUGCGCUGCCCGGCUUUGGCGUGCUCGUGCCGACCAAGGAAGCAGCAGCCCACCAGUUCAAAACGCUAGGCACGCUCUUCUCGUCCGCCAUGUUCCCCCAGCGUGCCCCCAAGGGCACGGUGCUGCUCACAUCCUUUGUGGGCGGCUCUCGCUUCAAGGGCCUGCGCUCUGCCUCCGUGGAGCAGCUGAACGCCAUGGCUCUAGCGGACCUGCAGCGCCUCCUCGGAGUCAAGGCCAAGCCCAUCUUUUCCUCGCACAUGGUGUGGCAGGACGCCUUUCCGGAGCUCACGCACGGCUACGGCAGUGUGUUGGGGAGCAUGCGCAAGAUAGAGGCCACCACGCCCUUCUUCUACUGGGCAGGCAACCACCGGGACGGCCUGGCAGUGGGCAAGGCUCUGGUGGGCGGGUACAGGGCAGCAGAGAGAGUGCUGGCUGACCUAGAGGCCACAGGCGGCAGGCACCUCUUCACCAUGGCACACCCGGAGCCCCCACUCGUGUCGUGA